Messenger RNA from Erinaceus europaeus (western European hedgehog), 3501 nucleotides. RefSeq names its product integrin subunit alpha E (gene ITGAE). Bases 101 to 3301 code for a protein of 1066 amino acids. Gene Ontology annotation, biological process: cell adhesion mediated by integrin; cell-matrix adhesion; cell-cell adhesion. The transcript is spliced from 27 exons. Lineage: Eukaryota; Metazoa; Chordata; Mammalia; Eulipotyphla; Erinaceidae. Gene Ontology annotation, molecular function: integrin binding. Gene Ontology annotation, cellular component: integrin complex; external side of plasma membrane. The record is from RefSeq and is a predicted model, not a curated record.
AAAGUCAAUUCCCAGGUGCUUACUGGACAGCCUUCGAGGGGAAAGAUGAGGGGAGCUGCCAGCUCAGCCUUCCAGGGCCCUCGUGUGGGGGUCGAAACUCAUGGACCUGACCUCAGAGGUGCACCAGUUCUGCCCAGCUGCACUGGGGCGCCCAGAUCUUGUAGCAUUUUCAUGUGUGCCACGAGUGUCAAGACCUUUUCUUCGGAGUACAGGGGUGAGGAUGGACAGUCCCCUGUCAGGCCUGGCUCCUCUGGUGGCCUUCAAUGUCGAUCUGGUGCAUUCCUGGCUGACACCCCAGGAUGCGCCUUUUGUGCUCAGCUCCCUCCUCCACCAAGACUCCAGCACCAACCAGACCUGGCUCCUGGUCACCAGUCCCAGAACCAACAGGACAGUGAAGCUCCUGCAUAAGUGCUUCCUUGUCCAGAAUAAGAUGAGCUGCCAAUCAGUGGAGCAUGGCACCAUCCCAAAAGGGAGGCACCGAGGAGUGACAGUUGUCCGGAACCAGCAUGGUGUUUUGAUGUGCACUCAGCUGCUGAACCGCCGGUCUCCCAGCCUCAACUUAGAACUCACAGGCACCUGCAGCCUACUGGCACCAGACCUCCGUGUCCAGGCCCAGGUUUAUUUCUCUAACCUUGAAAAUCUCCUGACUCCCAGUGUGAGCACAAAGGCUGGAGAAUGCAGCAGCAGCAAGGCAGGCGGCACAGAGAACACAGCCAGAUGGCGUCGGGCUCUAACAACAGAAGAGGAGGAAGAAUUGGUAGAGGAAGGAAAGGACACAGGCACCGAAAUCGCCAUCGUCCUGGAUGGCUCAGGAAGCAUCAACUCCACAGACUUCCAGAAGGCCAAAGACUUCAUCUCCAACAUGAUAAGAAACUUCUCUGACAAGUGCUUCGAGUGCCGCUUUGCCCUGGUGCAGUAUGGGGAUGUGAUCCAGACUGAGUUUGACCUUGAGUACAGCCAGAAUAUCAAGGCUUCCCUCGACAAAGUCCAGAGCAUCAUUCAAGUGGGACAUGUCACCAAGACUGCCUCGGCCAUGCAGCAUGUCCUAGACAACAUCUUCACGCCAAGCCACGGCUCCAGAAGAGAAGCCUCCAAAGUCAUGGUGGUGCUCACCGACGGAGACAUCUUCAUGGAUCCCCUCGACCUCACGACUGUUAUCAACUCCCCCAAGAUGAAAGACAUUGAGCGUUUUGCGAUCGGGGUGGGGGACGUGUUUCAAAAGGAAAAGACAGAGAAGGAGCUGAAGCUGAUUGCCUCAGACCCUGAUGAGACCCACGCCUUCAGGGUGACCAACUACAUGGCACUGGACGGGCUGCUGGACAAACUGCAGCAGAAGAUCAUGCGUACAGAAGGCACUGUCGGGGAUGUCCCCCACUACCUGCUGGCACAGAUUGGCUUCAGUGCCCAAUUCCUGGAUAAGGGACAGGCGCUACUCGGUGGCGUUGGUGCCUUCGACUGGUCAGGGGGCGUGCUGCUCUACGACUUUCACAGCUGCCGGGGCCGGUUCCUGAACCAGACCAUGAAGGAGGCCCACACCGCGCCUUACAGCUACCUGGGAUAUGCUGUGGCUGUGAUCCACAAGGUUGAUGGCUUCUCCUAUGUGGCUGGGGCCCCACGGCACAAUCAGCAGCAGGGGGCUGUGUUUGCCCUCCAGAAGGAUAGUGGGGACAACUUCAUGCCAGCGCUGAAGGGAGAGCAGAUGGGGUCCUAUUUUGGCUCUGUGCUGUGUGCUGUGGACAUCAACAUGAAUGGCAAGACGGACUUCCUGCUGGUGGCGGCUCCAUUUUACCACUUUCAUGGAGAGGAAGGCAAAGUCUACGUGUAUCGGCUGAACAAGCAGAAUGGUUCCUUCUCCUUGGCAUUUGAACUGAGAGGGCAUCCAGGGUUCACCAAUGCCCGGUUUGGCUUUGCCAUGGCGACUGUGGGAGACAUCAAUCAGGAUAAGCUCACAGAUGUAGCCAUCGGGGCCCCCUUGGAGGGUCUUAGGGCAGAAGAUGGUACCAGCUUUGGCAGCGUGUACAUCUAUAAUGGGCAGCAGGAUGGCCUCUCUCCCUACCCCUCACAGAGGAUCAGAGCCUCUGCAGUGGCCCCGGGACUACGUUACUUCGGUGUGUCCAUGGAUGGUGGCUUAGAUUUCAGCGGUGACGACCUGGCUGAUAUUACUGUGGGCACUCUGGGCCGGGCAGCUGUGCUCUGCUCAAGACCUGUGGUUCGCCUGAAUGUGUCCAUGAUCUUCACUCCCCGAGCACUACCCCUCGGCUUCAACAGCAGUAUCAGUGUGAAGUUGUGCUUUGAAACCAGCUCUGCCACCACAGCUGCCAACUCAGGCUUCAGAUACACAGCUCUGAACUUCACAGUGGAUGUGGAUUUCAAGCAACAGAGGAAAAGACUGCAGUGUUCAGAUGAGAGGACUUGCCAAAGCAAAUCUAGGGAGUGGCGCAGUGGGCCUCAACUUUGUGCAUCCUUCCUGCUCGUUCCCACAGAGGGGGAGCUCUGUGAGGAGGACCGCUUCUCCAACAUCAGCAUCAAUGUCAGCUACCAACUCCAGACUCCUGAGGACUGGAGGGGCCAUCUCCACCCUGUCCUGGACUUCUACACAAAGCCCUUCACCACUUUCCAGCUGCCUUUCGAGAAAGACUGUAAGAACAAGCUGUUUUGUGUUGCUGAGCUACAGUUGGCCACUACUAUUUCUCAGGAAGAACUGGUUGUGGGUCUCACCAAGGAGCUGACCGUGAACAUUUCCCUAACUAACUCUGGGGAAGAUUCCUACCUCACCGACAUGGCUUUGAGUUACCCCAGAAACUUGCUCUUUAACAGGAUACAAAAGCCUCCUUCUCUAAAUAUUCAGUGCAAUGAUCCUAAGCCAACAGCUUCUGUUGUGGAGAUGAACUGCAUGAUUGGUCACCCCAUAUUCAAGAAGUCAUCCGCGAAUGUUUUAGUAGUUUGGCAGCUGGAAGAGAAUGCCGUUCCAAACAAGAUAGCCAACAUCACUGUGAUGGUCACCAAUUCCAACGAAAGAAGGUCUUUGGCCAGAAAGCACCACACUCUUCGAUUCAAGCAUGCCUUUAUUGCACUUCUUCCCAAGCCAUCUGUCAUGUAUAUGAAGACAAGCCAGUUUUCUGGCCACAAAGAAUUUGUCUUUAACAUACAUGGAGAAAAUCUCUUUGGAGCUAAAUUCCAGCUGCAAAUUUGUGUUCCUACCAAUUUACAAGGUUUCAAGAUCAUGAAAGUGAAGAACCUGACACAGAUACAGGUACUUACAAGCGGAUCUUUACUUUUACACAUUUUUUUUUCCCAGUGACUAAAUUCCCAAGGGCAUAAAAACUGGACUGCUACAAAGAGUAAAAAAUUAGAUUAACCUGAGAACAUACUGGGAGUAAACCAGCAGUCACAUUGAGAAAGAAUAUCAACCACUUAGCAUUUAAAAUAGGGGUGGAGAACCUUUUUUCUGGCAAGGACCUUUUGGAUUUUUUUUUUAAGAUUUUAUUAUUUAUUCAUGAG